AUGUUUGAAUAUUUCAAAACCAUCACAGAGACCAUCACAGAGACGGUUACUCAAAAUGGUGCCACUCUCAUUGAAUUAUACAAGAAGGAUUUAAAUGAAUUCGCUGCUGCCGUUUCAACGGAAUUACAACUGCCAUCUUCGGAUCAACAACAAGAUCACUCCUCCGCUCAUUCCUCUUCUCUCACAACAACAACAACAACAACAACACUCUCGGAAAUACUUCACAAUGAACAAUCCUAUUUGCAACCCAUCUAUUUAACAGAUGAAAAUGAUUUAAAUACCAUUCAAAUCGAUGUCAAUUCAGAUCAAGUGACAAAGGAUAUUACAUCACUAUUAGAAAAUGAUUCAAUUCUAAAAGAUAUUCAUACUAAAUUAGUUCCUUCACAAAUUUCAUAUCCAUUAUUUUGGAAGAGAUAUUUUCAAUUGAAAAAUAAUUUUGAAGAAUUUGAAAAGAAGAGAAAAUUAUUUGAAUCAUUGAAAGAAGAAACAAACAAGUCAACAACAACUCGUGAAGAAUUUUAUUUAAAUGUUUUAAAUGAAAUACUUGAAAGUGAUGAUUUUAAAACAGUCCAGGAUGUGAAAGAAUUUAUUAAGGCACAAUUAGCAGGUAUCAAUGAUGAUGAUUCUGGUCAAAGUGGUGUUCAAAGUGGUGUUCAUGGUGGUGGUCAUAGUGGUGGUCAAAGUGGUGGUGGUACCCGUCAUGGUCAUGGUGGUACAGUAUUAAUGGACUCUAAAAGUGGUGAUGCUAGUGGUAUUGUUGAAUCCAACCUUUCUCAAACAACUUCAGAUUUGAAUACCACCAACAGCAACACCAAUGUCAUGACUGAAGAAGAAGACGAAGAAGAUUGGGAGUAA
This is a messenger RNA of Naegleria fowleri, 855 nucleotides long. RefSeq lists its product as uncharacterized. The transcript has a single exon. NCBI's taxonomy places the organism in Eukaryota, Heterolobosea, Eutetramitea, Acrasida, Naegleriidae. The record is from RefSeq and is a predicted model, not a curated record. Bases 1 to 855 code for a protein of 284 amino acids.